Molecule: messenger RNA, 5819 nt
Organism: Psammomys obesus (fat sand rat)
Lineage: Eukaryota; Metazoa; Chordata; Mammalia; Rodentia; Muridae
Product: probable ATP-dependent RNA helicase DDX60
Exons: 38
Coding region: 322-5457 (1711 amino acids)
Biological process (GO): defense response to virus
Cellular component (GO): cytoplasm
Molecular function (GO): single-stranded RNA binding; double-stranded RNA binding; ATP binding
Source: RefSeq, a predicted model, not a curated record
AACUUAAGUCUUCUGGGAGCAGAAAGGAAACCGAAACUAUUCUUCAGGCAUAAAAGUCAGCCUGCAUGGCUUAGAAGCUUCCACUCUGAGGAGCGAGCUCUGGCAAUCAGGAGCGAGUCAGCUCUCUCUCUCCAUUCAGCGCGGUCCCCUCUUGGUCUGCAGCGCAGUCCAGCAUCUCCGCACACAGCAAGGCCUGUCUCCUGGUCUGGGCUUCCGGAUAUGCCAUUUCAUUAAUAAUGACCAUUUAGAGGAAACAGAGUAAAGGAUAUUUGCAUUUUUAAUAUUUCCCAGUUCAGGUUGGAGGCAAAAAGAGCAGCGAGAAUGGAAGAAUAUUGCACAGAACUUUUAGAGAAUAUGUCACAAUUAAUCUUGGAAAAUAUGGCAAAGGCUGACUUUUCCAGCUUACUCAAUGAUUUUGUUGAAUCUGAGUUUUUUCUGAUUGACGGAGACUCAUUACUUGUCACAUGUGUGUGUGAGAGCUCGCUGAAGCCAGGGCAGAGUCUUCAUUUCUUCUACCUGGUGGAGCGCUACCUUUCAGAUGUGAUUAACAAAGGAGGGCAAUUUGCCGUGGUUUUCUUCAAGGAUGCUGAAUACACAUACUUCAAUGUCCCUAAACUUCUUACCCUGAGAACUGCUUUAAUCCUGCAUCUUCAGAAGAAUACUACCAUUGAGGUUUGGACUAAGUUUUCUGGCUGCUUCACAAAGGAGUGGAAUAAGUGCUUGGAUCAGAGGUGCCCCUAUUUCUUGAUCCUUGCCGAUGAAGGUCUGAACGACCAGCAAACACACCUUUUCAACUUUACAGCCAUUCAGUCUUGGGUAGCAAAGGUCAACAUUGUGCUCUUCUCAGGACAAACGUCUGACAUCCUCCGGCUUUAUGCUUACUUUAUGCAAAGCUCUUAUACAAAUCAGAUGUUUUACAUGAAGAAUAGGAAGAAGAUUAUUAUGGUUUACAAAACCCUGAUUAAACGGUUAAAAAAAUGGAGAGACAAGGCUUUAACAGCUCUGUUUGGAGAUUUAAAAUUCAAUAAUAUGGUGGGAGAGGCAUGUGAGACUGUAUCUCUGCUUAAGCAAGUCUGGCCGGAGGGAUCUGACAUCCGACGUGUCCUUUGUGUCGCCUCAUGCUCCCUGUCCUUGGACAUGUACCACUGCUUUUUAGAGAGCAGAGAGAAGGAAGCCUCCCAGCAGACGUGCAAAGUCAAACAGAAAAAGGAUACUUGCUUAACCCUGAAAGACAUGGAAGACUUUUGUAAGCUACAUUGCCUCAGUGUGGCUUUUCUACUCCAUUUACCUCUCUCCCAGAGAGCCCGCUCAAGAUUCAUCACUUCUAAAUGGAUUCAGGACCUCACGACUGUCUUUAAAAUGAAAAACUGGUGCGAGUAUUUCAUUCUAAGUAACAUGCACAUGUUUGAAUCUUGGAGUCUGAAUUUUCUUCACCUUUCUGACUUAAGUGAUGAGCCUUUGUUGAAGAAUAUUGCUUUUUACUAUGAAAAGGAAAAUGCAGAAGGCUUGGAUUUGAAUGUAGGAAAUGUCAUCAUGAAAGAGUAUGUACAGCUAUGGGACACUGUGUCAAAGUUGGUCAGAAAUUUUGAUGUGGGAGAGCCAUUUCCUGUGAGAACAACAAAGCUUCAUUUUCUUCAAAAGACCCCAUCACCAAUCAAAGAAAGUUCUCAGGAGAUGAUACCAAAUUUGGGUUUUAUUCCACUGUCAUGUACUUUGGUUGAUGAAUUUACUGGAGACAUUUUGAAAGACUUGCCUUUCCUAAAAAGUGAUGAUCCCAUUGUUACCUCCCUGGUUAAGCACAAGGAAUUUGAUGAGCUUGUCCACUGGCAUUCCCACCGACCCCUCAGUGAUGAUUAUGACAGGACAAAGGCCAAUUUUAAUGAACAUUCAAGAGACCCUUAUUAUCUUAAAGGCAUUCAGAAGUAUCAUGUUUUUCAACGAUUUUAUGGGAACUCAUUAGAUUCAGUCUCUUCAAAGCUUAUCACAACUCAAGGCGCUAAGCCAAAGAAGGAUUGUUUUAAAUCCAAAAGCUCAAAGACACACGAGACCAAGGCUGACAUAAUUGUUAGAGAGAAUAAGAAGAGGUUAAUUGCCAAGGAAGAACAAAAAGAAGAACAGAGAUGGAAUUCCUUGUCAUUUAAUACUGAGGAGGAGAUGAAAAAGAAUUUAAACUCUGGAAUGAAGAAGCUGGAAGAGUUCUUGAAAUCAUGUAAAAGUAACUCAGUAAAAUUCCAGGCUGAAAAAGUAGGGUUAAAUGUGUGCUUGAAAGUAUGGAAGGAUCACUGUCGAGCAGAAGGUGAAACCACGAAAGACUUAAGCAUAGCUGUCGGUAUGAUGAAGAGAAUCCACUCCUUGUUGGACAAACACUCUGAACUUCUUCAAGAAGCAGAUCAGAAACUCAUAGCCAGAUGUCUUAUGUAUUUAGGGUUUGAUGAGCUAGCAAAUUCAUUAUAUGCAACUCAGGAUGCAGCAGAUGACGUAAAAAUGAGAAAGAAGAAUAAAUAUUCAGUUGGAAUUGGGCCAGCCCGUUUCCAGCUACAAUACAUGGGUCACUAUUUGAUACGAGAAGAGAGAAAAGAUCCGGACCCUAGGGUUCAAGAUUUUAUUCCUGACACAUGGCAGAGAGAGCUCCUGGAUGUGGUGGAUAAUUAUGAGUCAGCAGUGAUUGUUGCCCCAACAUCCUCUGGUAAAACUUAUGCUUCCUACUACUGCAUGGAGAAGGUGCUGAAGGAGAGUGAUGAAGGUGUGGUUGUGUAUGUUGCACCAACAAAGGCUCUUGUUAACCAAGUGGCAGCAACUGUUCAACAUCGUUAUACCAAAAUCAUGCCAGCUGGUGAAGUUGUAUGUGGUGUUUUUACAAGGGAAUAUCGUCAUGAUGCCCUCAACUGUCAGGUGCUUGUUACUGUUCCAGCGUGCUUUGAAAUUCUGCUACUAGCUCCUCAUCGUCAAAACUGGGUGAAAAGGAUCAGAUAUGUUAUAUUUGAUGAGGUCCAUUGUCUUGGUGGAGAAAUUGGAGCAGAAAUCUGGGAGCAUCUCCUUGUCAUGAUCCGGUGUCCCUUUUUGGCCCUUUCAGCUACCAUAAGCAACCCUCAGCGCCUCACUGAGUGGCUCCAGUCAGUAAAGAGGUACUGGAAAGAAGUAGACAGUGCUAUGGAAAAAGGAACUUUUUCCAAAAGAAGUUGUGGCUCCCGUGGCAGUUGUCACAAAGAACGAGUGCAAGCCAGACAGUCAUACAAAGUUAGACUUGUGCUCUAUGGAGAGAGAUACAAUGAUAUGGAGAAGUACUUAUGUUCUGUGAGGCAGGGCGAUGUCUGCUUUGAUCACUUUCAUCCGUGUGCUGCACUAACCAUAGAUCAUAUUGAAAAGUAUGGAUUUCCUUCUGAUCUUGCCUUUUCACCCCGAGAAAGCAUCCAGCUGUAUGAUACUAUGCUUCAGGUCUGGGAGAGAUGGCCCCAGGCCCAGAACCUGUGUCCAGAGACGUUCACUCAUUUCAAGAAUAAAAUAGUAAUUAAAAAGCUGGAUGCAAGAAAAUAUGAAGAGAGCCUAAAGGAAGAAUUCACAAAUUGGAUUAAAAAUGGGAAUGAGGACGAGGCCAGGAUGGUGCUGAAGAAACUGAGUCCUAAUUUCCAGGAGCACCGAGGGCGGAUGCUGGACUUCUUUCCAUGUCUUGUUGAGAAGCUAAGGGAAAUGGACAAGUUGCCUGCAAUAUUCUUUCUAUUUAGACUAGAUAAUGUAGAAAAAUGUGCUAAGGAUGCUUGCAAAUUCCUAGAAAACAAACAGGAGGAGAAAAGGCCUCCCAAAGCUGAUAAAGAAGCUCACAUCAUGGCUAACAAACUUCGAAAAGUUAGAAAAUCUUUGGAGAAACAAAAGAUAAUAAAUGAAAAAAGCCAGAAAUCCCCCAGAAGAUUGGAUCAAGCACUCAUGUCUGAAGCUGAACACAAUUACCUCCUGAAGAGUCUGGAGAAGAAUCUGGAGAUUCCCCAGGACUGCACAUAUGCUGAUCAGAAAGCAAUAGAUGAUGAGACUUUACGGAUGGUGUUUAGUCGAGUGAAAUUCGAAAGAAAAGGUGACAUACUGAAGAUUUUGGCAAGAAGAGGCAUUGGCUAUCACCACAGUUCCAUGUCUGCCAAAGAAAAGCAGUUAGUUGAAAUUCUCUUUAGGAAAGGAUUCAUUAGGGUGGUGACAGCUACUGGAACACUUGCAUUAGGAAUCAAUAUGCCCUGUAAAUCUGUGGUGUUUGCUCAAAACUCAGUCUAUCUGGAUGCUUUAAAUUUCAGACAGAUGUCUGGUCGGGCUGGACGACGAGGGCAAGACCUGCUGGGUGAUGUCUACUUCUUUGAUAUCCCUCUGCCCAAAGUAGAGAAACUCAUAAAAUCCAAAGUUCCUGAGCUGAGAGGACAGUUUCCCCUCAGUAUCUCAUUCAUCCUAAGACUCAUGCUGCUGGCCUCCAAGGCGGAUGACCCAGAGGAUGGCAAGGCAAAGGCACUGUCAGUGCUGAAGCAUUCAUUGCUAUCCUUCAAACAGCCCCGGGCCACAGACAUGUUAAAGCUUUACUUCUUGUAUUCCUUACAGUUCCUGGUGAAACAGGGACAUAUAGAUCAGGAAGGUAAUCCUACAGGGUUUGCUGGCCUUGUAUCGCAUUUACACUACCACGAACCAUCUAAUCUCAUAUUUGUCAGUUUCCUUGUAAAAGGUCUUUUCCAUAAACUUUGUCAGCCAAUUAGUAGAGACCCAAAACGUUUUUCAGAAGAUGUCAUGGAAAAACUGGUUUUAGUGUUGGCAAAUCUAUUUGGAAGAAGAUAUUUCCCAGCCAAGUUCGGAGAUGUUAAUGCCAAGUUUUAUCAAUCAAAGGUAUUCCUUGAUGACCUUCCUGAGGAUUUUAGUGAUGCCCUGCUUGAAUAUAACAUGCAAGUGACAGAGGACUUUGCUUCUUUUCUGCUAAUUGUGUCCCAACUGGCUGACAUGAAACAGGAGUAUCAACUCCCCUUGUCAAAAAUUGAAUUCACAGGUAAGGAGUGUGAAGACUCGCCACUUGUGUCUCACCUGAUGAACUGUGUGGAGGGAAGAGUGGCAGUUUCACCAUUUGUCUGUCUGUCUGGAAACUUUGAUGUGGAUUUGCUUCAUCCAGGAGUUCCAGAUCAUGUCAUUCUGCACACAAUUGGUAUCAAUCACAAUCAAGCCCCAGUGCUCUGGCCACACAUAUUGGACAAUCAAGGAAGAAAAAUGCUACUUAAUGCAUAUGCACUUGACUUCUAUAAGCAUGGAUCCCUUCUGGGAUUAGUCCAGGACAAUAGGCUACAUGAAGGGGAUGCUUACUACUUGUUGAAAGAUUUUUUCCUUACCAUUAAAUCUAUCAGUGUCUCCUUGCGUGAACUCUGUGAAAAUGAAGACGACAACGUUGUUCUAGCAUUUGAACAAUUGUCUGAGUCCUUUCAGGCAAAGUUCAAAAAAGUGUGAAAAGAAAACUAUGUAAACCAUCUAAAAUACCACCAUAGAAGCUUUGCAAAUAUUGCAUUUUAAAUAUUUUCACUGUGAUUAUACGUAAAAGUUUAUCAAAACUAGAAAAAAAUGAUUGCAAUAUUCUGAAGUUGUAAUAUAUUCUACUCAAUCAAUAUAAAGGGAUUUCACCACUUAGAUAGCUAGCUAUUGAAAUAAGUAAAAAAGCCACUUGUUAAAAAAUGAGUAAUUUAAUAUAAUUUUUGUGAUGUUUAAAAACCAUGUAGCUAAUGUUUUGCUUCAUUUUAAUUGUAUAUACAUGACUGUUGAAAUAAUGACUUCAUUGAUUUCAUUUGUGUAAAAUAAAUUCCUCUAUUACUCCA